Messenger RNA from Plasmodium cynomolgi strain B, 761 nucleotides. RefSeq lists its product as hypothetical. Bases 105 to 761 code for a protein of 218 amino acids. The record is from RefSeq and is a predicted model, not a curated record. Lineage: Eukaryota; Apicomplexa; Aconoidasida; Haemosporida; Plasmodiidae. The transcript has 5 exons. Gene Ontology annotation, cellular component: acetylcholine-gated channel complex.
AACUGGCAAAAAUAUUCUCUGAUUCCACCGACCGGUCACCUUAGAGGAAGUAAAAAGAAAGAACAAAUCUGCCAAAAUAGCGGAAAAAAAGGGGAAUACUUCACAUGCACUAUCUCAAAGCGAAAAGAAAAAAAAAAAAAAAACAAAAAAGCAUUUGUUUUUUAAAAAAUAUCAUACCCUUUGCAUGCACAAAAAUGAGUCGAGUUAACUUUUUUGCCCUGCCCCUCCUCUGCUUCUUGCUGCACGGAUUAGCAGCCCUUGCCAAAAUUGCUAUAGAAAACCCCCCCUUUGUGUUUAGCAACUCGGGCGAAGACAAGCUGAAAAAAAGCUUUCUUAACGUCGAUACCCCAUGGGACAACGAUGAUGUGCUGUACAAGCCGCCAUACUCACUUUAUGUAACUCUGGAAAAUUUCCCGAACCCCUUUAUCCACCCCUCCCUGUGUAAUCGAAAUGGAUUAAACUAUUCCUACCUGUGCGACCCGAACAAAAUCCUGUCUCGGGGCACGGCGGACAAGCUCGAAGAAAUUUUGAGCUACCAAAGACGCAAUUCAAGCCAUUACUGCGCAGACAGAGGAGAAGUCCCUUACGUAUUAGGCGUAGCGCUGAUUGAGCGCCUGCCUUAUGGAGUGAGCGCCGAGACUUUAUCUUCCCAAAUACUGGAACAUUGGAAAUUGGGAAACCGAAAUUGCAACGAUGGAAUUUUGCUCCUCUUUGUGAAGGAAGACGCGACUUUUGUGUUGAAGUGGAGCAAAGGUGAUUAG